Molecule: messenger RNA, 1323 nt
Organism: Baudoinia panamericana UAMH 10762
Lineage: Eukaryota; Fungi; Ascomycota; Dothideomycetes; Mycosphaerellales; Teratosphaeriaceae
Exons: 2
Molecular function (GO): protein binding
Source: RefSeq, a predicted model, not a curated record
GACUCGCAACUGCUUGCCCCGAGAAACCCUGGUCUACAAAGACCAGCGUCAUCCUACACGUUAGGCUCUGAACCGCGCGGUCGUACGCUGUCACCAUUGAGCGCAGCCGCCUCCGAUCACAGUGGCUCGCCGCGGGGAUAUGGAAGAGACUUGUCAUCAUCUCGCCGCUCACCGAGCAGCAGGCCAAUGAGCUACAUCGACCUGCUCAACAACGUGCCGUACAACCAGCAGAUAGCACCUGGAGGGCUCAUGAACAAUGCGAACCUGCAAAGUGCCGUGGGGAACGCUGCCAGCCUGCUAGACACCAAGAAGACAUUGGAUAUGUACCGUGCAAACGUUAAGAAGACGAACGAUGCCUCAGUACAGUAUGAGUUCGCAGUCUUCAUGGUGAAUGCCGCCAAGGAUUGCACGCCUGGCGACGGGCUGGAGCCCACCGAACUCAUCCGUGAAGCGAAACACAUACUCUCCAGGCUUGCGGAUCGCGCGUAUCCCUUCGCUCAAUACUAUCUCGGUGACGGCUACUUUUCUGGACUCUUCAACAAAGACAAGCCAGACUUCGACAAGGCCUUCCAUCUAUUUGUUGCAGCUUCCAAGCACGGACAUGCAGAAGCAGGCUACCGGGCAGCCCUAUGCUACGAGUUCGGCUGGGGCACGACGAAGUCAUAUCCGAAAGCAGUUCACUUCUACAGCAAUGCCGCGUCGAAGAACCAUCCUGGCGCUGCGACACGGCUCGGUAUGGCGGGCCUAAGGGGCGACAUGGGGCUACCGAACACGCCUCAACAACGGCGUGAAGGGCUCCGGUGGCUGAAGCGGGCGCAAGAAUGUGCGGACUUGCAGUACAACUCUGCCCCCUUCGAGCUCGGUGUGCUGCAUCUGACAGGGUUCGGAGACGACGUGUUCAAGGACGAGGCCUACGCUGCGCAGCUCCUUACACAGUCAGCUGAGCUCGGCCACGUACAGUCGAAUUUCCUGAUGGGUCAAGCCUAUGAGAAUGGACUAUAUGGUUGUCCGCGUGAUGCGGCGCUGAGUGUGCAUUUUUACAACGGCGCUGCGAGCAAGGGGCAUGCGGAGGCGAUGAUGGCGCUGUGCGCGUGGUAUAUGGUCGGCGCGGAGCCGGUACUAGAGAAGGACGAGGCGGAGGCGUAUGCUUGGGCGAAGCAGGCUGCGGACACAGCCGAAUAUGCCGUGGGCUACUUCACCGAAAUGGGCAUCGGCUGCCGUCGUGAUCCUUUGGAAGCGAACGUGUGGUACGUGAGCGCGGCGGAUAAGGGCAAUGAGACUGCUAAGCAACGGCUUGCCAUCAUCCGGGCAGCUGCUGCUGGG